Molecule: messenger RNA, 1438 nt
Organism: Maniola jurtina (meadow brown)
Lineage: Eukaryota; Metazoa; Arthropoda; Insecta; Lepidoptera; Nymphalidae
Exons: 2
Coding region: 124-1251 (375 amino acids)
Source: RefSeq, a predicted model, not a curated record
GAGCGGACUGUCGCUCGAGUCAGAACUUAGAUUUCGAGAUAUAUAAUUUUUUCGAGAUAUUUAAUUUUAAUUUUUUAAAGUGCAGCUUCAAAUUGUUCAAUUUUUAAGUACGGGUACUGAAACAUGAGUUAUCGUGAAACACAAAGGGUCGACACUAUGCUUGCCAGAAUUUCUUUAUACUUAAAAGAUGAAUGUAAGUUCAUGAAAAUGUGUAACACAGAUAAGUGCAAUUUAACGCCUUUAUACAAUUGCAAUGAACGAACCGCUAAAGCCACUGGCAAGCGUACGGGCGAUAUAAGUAAUGCCAUUGCCCGGGUUAGAGCUCGGCAGAAAAGACAGCAAAUUAUGAUACUUAACGAACAUUUGAAAGACCAAGACUGUGUAGUGAUUGAAGAUGAAAGACAAAUCAAUUUUGUUGAAGUGAAAAGAAAGCGAACAGCAAAAGGGGGAGCAAAGACAGACUCUAAACUAUACAAAGCACGUAUACCGAAGAAAGGCAAAACUAUAAAAAAAAGAAUACAAGAAGACUCCAAUAUUAUUAUAGAUAAUAAUAAAACAGAAAAUCUGAAGAUCAAUAUCGAGUAUCUAAGUUCACCUACAGAUAUAUCUGGUUCAAACAUAUCAAAUUCAUCUAUGGUAAACAUCGAUAAAGUGAUGGAUAAUAAUCAAAGAGAAUUUCCAAGUAUGUCUACAGAGUUAGUAGCGAAUAGAAUUCCACCCUCAACUAAACAAUAUUCGGCACAAACGUGUAAAGAACAACUUGAUCCUCCAAUUUUGCGACAAACACUACAAUUUGAAAAUGAAGUAGAAGAAAACAGUGACCGAGCAGACAUCGGUACUAUAACAGAUAUUAAUCAGAAGAUAGGGUUCCCUAGUACAUUUAUAGAACAAGAAUAUGUAAUGCAACUCGUUCAUCCAAAUCAACGUUGUACAAUACAGUUUGAAGACGAAAAUUCUGAAAAUGAUAGUCAAGUAAACAGUGACACUGAAACAUAUAUUAUUAAAGAGGAAGAAUUUGAGGACGAACAAGAAUUCGAGGCUGUUUCGUACGAGGAACAAGAUUGUCAAAAAUUAGAACACAAAAUAGAUGUAUCGGAUACAUCGUCUUCUGAACAAUUUAUUUACUUUUCUGAAAAUCUGCCAUCUUCUUCUAAGAGUGAUAAUAAUUUGUAUAAAAUCAUAGAGAAUGAAAAUGUAGAAUUCGUUUGUAUUAAAAAUGAGGUACAUUCCAAUUCAUCCGACGAAGAUUGAGAUUUUUAAUCUUUUAAGAAAAAUGUUGUUAGAGUAGAACAAUUUCAUUGAGAUUUUUAAAUAAUAAAAACAGUUUGUAAGUUGAAAAUAUUUUAUCAGUUUGACAUUCACAAAGUACUAUAUUCUUCUGAAUCUUGGCGACUAAGUUUUACCCUUCGUCUAAAGAUUCCUGUACGGUAUAUUUUAA